AUUGUGCCAAAGAAAAUCCAGACGACGUCAUUCCUUCAGUUCAGUUGUCCGUUCAACCAUUUAUAGAAAUCCUGCACGUGAAGUAAUUAAUGUCAUGUCAUACCAAAUAAGUGAUUGACAGUCUUCUGUACAGUUAAUUUCUUAUACAUAUUGUCUAGGCGGGGAAAACCUUAAUUUCGAUAUUAUUGACAGUUUUCUCCACCAGAAACUAAAGCCGAACCUUCCAAAAAAUGGAUAAAGCUAACGAGUCUAUCGAUAACGUCCCGUCAAGCCUGGACGACGAGCAGCAAGCACUCCAACAGACAACCAAGGCUGAAGAUUGUAGCAGCCCAAAUUAUUUGACCAUUGAAUCAGCUGAAGUAGCGAAUGCAAAUGAUGCAUACUCUCCUGCUCUCCAACUUGAAAGCUCACUUAAUGAAUCAGCCAAUGACAGUUACGUACAAGUUGAAGGCCUUUUGAAGUUGCCACAACUGGAGAGCACAAGAAUCAGCGUCACUGAUGCAGAUUUGAGCAAAGUGCAAUCAGAGUCUGGUGACUCCCAAAACCCUUUGAAUGCUGGGUUUGUCAAACCUAAUUUUGAUAAUCAGUCUUCUUCAAAGUUGGAUCCAAAUGAAAUUUCGGUAUUUAUGGAGUCUGAUUUUGAUGCAGGCCAACAAAUUAUUGAGUCAGAAGACAAUGCCCAACCUACUUUAGGCACAGAUUCCAACAUGGAAUGUUUGAAUGAAUCCAUAAAGUCUGCAUCGGAAAAUCAAGAGCCCACUGAUUUGGUAAAACAUGAAUCAACUGACAAUAUCCUUCCUCCUGCAGGUUUAGAUACAAGUGUUGUUGAGCUUAAUGAUUCUGCAUUAUCUAUUUCUGAAAAUCAAGAGCUUAAUCAGCAUGUUGAGGCAGAAGAUAGUAUUCUACCUGUCUCCGAAGGAGAUUCUUCCGUGGAAGUUUUAAUGAACACUUCUAUUGCACUUCAGCUAAACCAAGAACCUAUUGAGGCUGUGCCGGAAAAGAGUGUUUUGCCAACAGGAAAUGGUGUGCUAAAACAAAGUGAUUUAUUAAAGGAUAAUAGCGUAUCAGAUAAGGAACCAAAUGAAGAAAUAGUGAAUGAGAUUUCUUCCUCGAUACAUCAGGAGCUUCUUAAUGUUGAGAAAAAUACAUCUGUGAAUGGUGUAGAAGAUCCGUCUGAAAAUGUUAAGACCAAUGAUUCCGAUGAGGGUCAUUUGAAUGAUGAGACAACGAAUUCUGAUCCAGAGGUCGAGCAGCUGAUGAAACUUCCGGAGACAGUCUCUCAGCUUACCAGUAAAGACGGAGUCAAAGUUUAUCUAGUUGGAACAGCUCAUUUCAGUCUGGAAAGUCAGGAAGAUGUUGCCAAGACAAUUCUCAUGACACGUCCUCGAGUUGUUGUCGUCGAACUCUGCGUUUCUCGCCUCAAUAUUCUUCGUUUUGACGAGAAAACCAUUUUGGAAGAGGCUAAAAACCUAAAUAUGGAAAAAGUAAGGUCGACCAUCAAGCAGUAUGGAGCUGUUCAAGGCGCAUUGUAUCUGCUCUUUUUAUCUACAUCGGCACACUUGACUCGUCAGCUGGGAAUGGCACCAGGUGGUGAAUUUCGCCGGGCCUACCACGAAGGUCGUAAUGUUCAAGGCUGUCGAAUUCAUUUGGGCGAUCGGCCAAUUCAUGUGACUCUUCAUCGUGCUUUGGCUGCCCUAUCGCUGUGGCAGAAAGCUAAGUUGGUUUGGCACUUACUCCUCAAUCGAGGACCUAUCAGCGCAGAAGAAGUGGAGCGCUGUAAACAAAAAGAUCUUCUUGAAGAGAUGCUAGAAGAGAUGACUGGUGAAUUUCCUCCACUCAGUCGGGUUUUCGUCCAAGAAAGAGACCUCUGCUUGGCUCAUUCACUGCAACUGGCAGCUGCGGAUGCCGCCUCCGAGGCCCGUUCCAAUUCUCAGUUGAAUGAACCACCGACAGUCGUGGGUGUUGUUGGUAUCGGACAUAUUGCUGGAAUUUCUCGUUACUUCGGGAAGGUUUCCGAGAGCGACGUAAGAAAAGUUAUGAGUAUUCCGCCCCAGACGAUGGCGAGUCGUGUAUUUGUUGUCUCAUUCAAAUUGUCCAUGUUGAGCAUUGCGUGCUACGGAUGUUACAAGGUUAUCCCCAAGGUUCUUCCUUCCCGUUUAAACGUAAUCGAUUUAUCUUCCAUUCGUCAAUACAUCUUUUCGCGUUAGGAAUUAGGACAAAAUUCCAUUUUCAGUCGAUUUUUUAGAAAAGGUUUGUGUUUUGGGUUUGGCCAUGGAUUUAGAAGUGGAAAUACGAGAUGAUUACGAACAUGUAGAUGAGGAUUUGUUGUAUACACCUGUGAAUAUUUCCGGACGUGGCGUCGCCGAAGUGAUGUUUUCGGAGCAGUUCGAAGGGUGUGCGUGCUCUGGGGCUUGCGGUGUCCAUUGCGGUUGUGUUAGAAACAGAAUGCCUUUUUACUAUUCCGGUGGUGGUUUGACGGAUUCGGACAAUCCACCUGACCUGAUUUAUGAGUGUCAUGUUAAUUGCCAAUGCGAAUCCAAGUGCUCGAAUCGUUUAGUUCAAAAGGGACCGCAUGCGGGACUCGCGUUAAUGGAUGCCGGUCCAAAAGGAAUCGGCUUACACUGCAAAGUGGAUCUGUUGAAAGGUGCGUUUGUUUGCGAGUACGCUGGAGAAGUUAUCGGAGCAGAAGAGGCCCGACGAAGAUACGCCUUUCAAAAGGAGUUGGGUCGUCGGAAUUACAUCUUUGCCCUGCGAGAGCAUUUUGGCAAGGAGAAUUGCCCGACCCUCACAUACAUCGACCCUUCUUCCAUCGGUAAUAUUGGUCGAUACAUUAAUCAUUCGUGCGAUCCCAACCUUUUGAUUGUUCCUGUUCGUACGGACACUGUCGUCCCUAAACUGUGCCUCUUUGCACGACGAAAUAUUUCUGCCCUCACGGAAUUGACGUUUGAUUACGGUGGAGGUAUUGAACCCAUCCAGGGUGUGCCGGACGGAUGGAGCGGCGGAACAGUCUGCCAAUGCAUGGCUUCUGUUUGCCGCCACUUUUUGCCUUUUGAUUAUUCCCUAGGCUGAGUCGUUGCCGUUUCAUAAGAGUUAAAAUAUGUUUGUUUCAAUUUCUUCCCAUUAAUAGUCUGAUUAAUAACCGGUUCUAAACUCUUUCAUUGAUAAUUUAAUUGCUUAAAAUGUAUGUGGAUAAUUUGGAAAUUUUGGAACAUGUGCAUUAUCAUAAAUGUGUGGAUUUAUUAAUACAUUACGUCUUCAAAAAUAGAAAA
This is a messenger RNA of Daphnia pulex (common water flea), 3269 nucleotides long. RefSeq lists its product as uncharacterized. The record is from RefSeq and is a predicted model, not a curated record. NCBI's taxonomy places the organism in Eukaryota, Metazoa, Arthropoda, Branchiopoda, Diplostraca, Daphniidae. The transcript is spliced from 10 exons. Bases 231 to 2207 code for a protein of 658 amino acids. Gene Ontology annotation, cellular component: nucleus. Gene Ontology annotation, molecular function: protein binding; zinc ion binding; histone methyltransferase activity.